This is a messenger RNA of Eimeria maxima, 432 nucleotides long. RefSeq lists its product as hypothetical. The coding region runs from base 1 to 432 and encodes 143 amino acids. The transcript is spliced from 2 exons. The record is from RefSeq and is a predicted model, not a curated record. Lineage: Eukaryota; Apicomplexa; Conoidasida; Eucoccidiorida; Eimeriidae.
AUGGGUUUACGGGAAUCUGAUCUAUCCUGGAAGACAGCAAAUUUGCAGCAGCAGCAGCAGAACAUGGAUCCAUCCUUGCUACUCAACAGCAUCAGCACGAGCCCUCGUAUAGUGGUGAUAGGUCUUGAGUUCAGCAGCAGCAGCAGAGACAUGCGGUUGCUUCGAUGGGCUCGCCGUCAUUUGCUGCAGGCAGCAGAUGUUGUUGUCAUUGUCUCUUGUUGGGAACUAGCGAGAGAACCUAAAUACUGUAGAGUGCCAGGGAUGAUCCUUGCUGCAACAUCAGCAGCAGGCGCAUACAACAGGCAGCAGCAGCAGCAGGUGCAGCAGCGCAUGCGGGAGUUAGCACAAUCAGCACUUAAAGGCCUACAUGUCUACUGCCUCGCCGUACCCAUCAGUGAGUCUCCUGUUGUUGUUGCGGCUGCUGCUGCUUGA